AGCGGAAGUCCCGGUCGAAAAGUUGAGCGGCGGCGCAGAGCAGUGGGCGCUGGUGCUGCUCGGGUGCACGUGGGCCGCGGCGUGAGAGCGAGGGGCUGGGGGCAGGCCGCCGCGACGAGAGGCGUCCCUUUCCGGCCGCGCGGGCCCCUGGCCACCCGGCUCUGUCGACUAGAGUGGACGCGCGCGCUCGCUGAGACAUGGACACUCCCCCGCUGUCAGGUUCGGACUCGGAUUCUGAUGAUUCUCUGGUCACAGACCGAGAGUUGCAGGAUGCGUUUUCCCGAGGACUCCUGAAGCCAGGCCUCAAUGUCGUGCUAGAGGGGCCGAAGAAGGCUGUGAACGACGUGAGUGGCCUGAAGCAGUGUUUGGCUGAAUUCAAGCGGGACCUUGAAUGGGUUGAAAGGCUUGAUGUGACCCUGAGUCCCGUGCCGGAAGUCAGUGGACCUCAGUCAACACCUCAGAACAAGGAUCAGAAAACUGUUGAUCCAGAAGAUGACUUCCAGCGCGAGAUGAGUUUCUACCGGCAGGCCCAGGCCGCGGUGCUGGCAGUAUUACCCCGCCUCCAUCAGCUCAGAGUCCCUACCAAGAGGCCCAGUGACUAUUUCGCUGAGAUGGCCAAGUCUGAUCAGCAGAUGCAGAAGGUAAGAAAUAAAGGUUUUCUCUGGAAAGCGAAGGCUUUACACUCAAGUGUGAUACCCUAUCACAGCGCUGGCCUCUUGGGAAGCAUAAAGCGUCAAGAACUCAUGGAACUCAUGGAACUCAUGGCGUUGACGGACUGA
Messenger RNA from Leptonychotes weddellii (Weddell seal), 779 nucleotides. The record is from RefSeq and is a predicted model, not a curated record. Lineage: Eukaryota; Metazoa; Chordata; Mammalia; Carnivora; Phocidae.